AUGGCGACUACAUUCGGACUUGAUCUGGUCAACCAAGCUCCAGAAGGCACCAAACUAUGGCUUCUCCACUGCGGCAACCUCGAAGCAGACGAAGGAUGGUUCAUGCGAGGCGCGGGUACCACGACAGCCUCCAAUCCCACGCAGAUUGCACCUCGUCGAAAAGCUGUCAUCAUAUCAGUCCUCAUUGAACAUCCCACCGAAGGUCUGAUUCUCUUCGAAACAGGUGGCGGCGACAACUAUCCCGAAGUGUGGGGAGCUCCUCUAAAUGACAUUUUUGCCCGUGUCGACUACUCGCCGGAGCAUGAACUUCCCGCUCAGAUCAAGAAGACUGGCCAUGAUAUCAAAGACGUCAAAGCCGUGAUUAUGGGUCACAUGCAUCUCGACCACGCGGGAGGUCUGGAGAACUUCAAAGGAACGGAAGUGCCCAUAUACAUCCACGAAAAGGAGUUGAAGCACGCUUGGUAUGCUGUCGCCACCAAAUCGGAUCUCGGCGUCUAUCUGCCCAAGGACUUAUCACUGGAUUUGAACUGGAAAGCCUUCCAUGGACCCUUUUUGGAAUUCGCCCCGGGGAUUAAUCUGAGACAUGCUCCCGGCCACACUCCCGGACUGGUGAUUAUGCAAGUCAAUCUGAAAGAGUCUGGAACGUGGAUUUUCACGAUAGAUCAGUAUCACGUUCACGAGAAUUGGGAGUCUGGUAUUCCGCAGGGCUGGCUGGCACGAGACCAUGAUGACUGGGUAGAGUCAGACCAGAUGAUUAAAGCUUUGCAGAAGCGUACAAAUGCCAAGAUGGUAUUCGGUCACUGUGCCGAUACAUUUUUCUCAUACCAGAUUGCUCCUCAUACAUAUAUGUAG
This is a messenger RNA of Sphaerulina musiva SO2202, 852 nucleotides long. Its product is annotated as Metallo-hydrolase/oxidoreductase. Bases 1 to 852 code for a protein of 283 amino acids. The record is from RefSeq and is a predicted model, not a curated record. The transcript has 5 exons. NCBI's taxonomy places the organism in Eukaryota, Fungi, Ascomycota, Dothideomycetes, Mycosphaerellales, Mycosphaerellaceae.